Polyodon spathula (Mississippi paddlefish) is the source of this 1886-nucleotide messenger RNA. RefSeq names its product C1q-related factor-like. Bases 343 to 1116 code for a protein of 257 amino acids. Gene Ontology annotation, molecular function: protein binding. The record is from RefSeq and is a predicted model, not a curated record. The transcript is spliced from 2 exons. NCBI's taxonomy places the organism in Eukaryota, Metazoa, Chordata, Actinopteri, Acipenseriformes, Polyodontidae.
CCUCUUUAUUUCCAUGCAUUUCUAUGCAAGCGCACAGCCUGGAGGCACUACAGCUGCUGUUAUAUAAAAAGGCUGCCUGUGCAUCAAUAACACACAACUGGGUGUGUGAAUCCGUGGGCAUCCCGCUGUGUUUUCUUCUGCUUCUCUAACUUGCUGAUUUGUGCUGGUGUUUCACCCUAAGCUUCCUACUCUUCUUUUUCUUUUUUUCAUCCCUUUCACUGGAGAGAGGCCCCCCGCCCAGCAGGCACCAUUUCCUCACCGGGCAGACCAGCGUUGGCAGUGCAGCCUCUUCCCAGGCUCAGCAUUGGCAGGAAGACCCUGGUGGCGGCUGCCGUGGGCGUCAUGCUAGUCCUGGUGCUUGUCAUCCUGAUCCCGGUGUUGGUGAGCUCCGUGGGCACAGACGGGAGCCACUAUGAGAUGCUGGGCACCUGCCGCAUGGUCUGUGACCCUUACCUGGGGAAAGGCACCACGACUAGUGCCAGCAUCCAAGCAGAAGCUGAGGCUCUGAGUGACAAUAUAGCGCCACCGCCGUCCACCCUCGUUCAGGGGCCCCAGGGCAAGCCUGGACGACCUGGCAAGCCUGGCUCUCCGGGGCCUCCAGGAGAACCAGGGCCCCCAGGUCCAAUUGGCCCCCCUGGAGAAAAGGGGGAUUCAGGGAAAACUGGCAUCCUGGGUUUUGGGGGAAAUGGUGCCAUCAGCACAGCCACCUACAGCACUAUCCCGAGGGUCGCUUUCUACGCUGGGCUCAAGAACCCCCACGAGGGGUACGAGAUCCUCAAGUAUGACGACGUGGUCACCAAUCUGGGCAACAACUAUGAUGGCACCUCCGGCAAGUUUAUCUGCAACAUCCCUGGCACUUACUUCUUCAUCUACCACGUCCUGAUGCGGGGUGGAGAUGGCACCAGCAUGUGGGCGGACCUUUGCAAGAAUGGCCAGGUUCGUGCCAGUGCCAUCGCCCAGGACGCCGAUCAGAACUACGACUACGCCAGCAACAGCGUCAUCCUGCACCUGGACGCGGGCGAUGAGGUCUUCAUCAAGCUGGACGGAGGCAAGGCGCAUGGCGGGAACAACAACAAAUACAGCACCUUCUCGGGGUUUAUCAUCUACGCAGACUGAGGGGCACACAGGCGGCCCUCCCUCCCUCCAGCUCUCGUUCGCUCGCUCGCUCAUUCUUUCUCUUGCUGUGGGUUGCCGGGGGGCUCAAACUGGCACGGACACCAACGACGGACUUUCACAAGAAAAUACUUCCAGGUGGCUGGCACGCAUAGGCCUGGACUUUCUCUCUCUAGGACUAAAUCAGCAGGAGCAGAAGGCAGCCUCCUGGAAAGACAUGGCCUUUUUAGCUGCAGUACCCCUACUCCCUUCCAUCUAUCACAGGGCUGUGCAAUAUCAACAAACAGGACAGGAAUCAAACUGUUGCUGCUGAAUAAGGAUCAGCAAAACGAUCAUGUUGAAAUAUGGUUGUGGUGGUUCCUGAUGGUUUGAAGUUGUAUUUAGUCCAGAGAUGCAACAUUUUUUUAAAAACAUUUUAUUUAAACUGAAAAUGUGUUCAUGGCUGUUUCUUUCAAUUCAAUGUAUGCAUAGCUUACAGUGCCCCCUGGUUACUGAAUGUUGUAACUGCAGAUCUGAAAAGGGACCUGUCAAUCCUAAAUCAUCUGUACAUCUUUACUACUAAAAGAGAAAAGCUUUUUGUUAGCAUCCCCUAUCUGUCUGAUUUGUAAUGUGUCUUGAGUCUAAAUGGGUAUGUAGUGCAUCUGAGGGCAGUAUGGGUAUGUAGUGCAUCUGAGGGCAGUACCGUGGUUUCUAAUGCACAUGAUAUUUGAAAAGGAUGGCUACUGAUUUUGACAUAUAUUGGCAAUUAUUCUUCUCUCUCUCUCUCUCUCUCU